AUGAAAGCUAUUACUACAACGGAGACUAUUAAUGUUUCUCAAACGGAGUCAGUCUCAAUAGCUAAUGAUAUUGUCGACACUAAAUACAAAAUAAAGGAGAUAUGUACAUAUUUUAAGUACGUGGGACCAAUAAAUCUAAACAAAAUGGUUGAUUUGUGGCAGACGGCGUAUUAUCAAGCAUCUCAAAAAGUGCCUUGUUUUAAAAUGUUUAUCAGGAAACUCACUAUGAAGGAGAAGCAAUUUUACAAACAGAAAUAUGGCGAUUUUGAUGAUGCUGUAGAAUGGGAAGACUGUAAUUUAGAAAUUAAAUCAAGCUUGGAAAUUAAGAAGCAUUUUCUCCAGGGAUGCGAAAAGGGACAUGGCGUCUUAGAGAAUAUUAUCCCAACGGAAAAAAAUAAUAAAACUUCAAAUUACAUUCUUAAACCCGAAAGUCCUGAUCAGUGGCUCGUUGUGCAAAAUUUACUAUUAAUGAGGGACUGUGAUACAGGAGAUGUGAUAGUAUUCUCCAGAGUACCACAUAAGCCACGCAAGGAAAUAAUUAUAGCAGCUUUAAAAAUAUUUGGUGAAAACUCAUGGGAAGGAAAAUUUAUUUGUGGUGAUCAACCACCAAUAAAGAAAAAGACUAUUGAAGUAGAGGAGGUAACAGAAGAUACUUUGUAG
Messenger RNA from Parnassius apollo (apollo), 660 nucleotides. Lineage: Eukaryota; Metazoa; Arthropoda; Insecta; Lepidoptera; Papilionidae. The record is from the annotation of a GenBank genome assembly.